Molecule: messenger RNA, 1179 nt
Organism: Coccomyxa subellipsoidea C-169
Lineage: Eukaryota; Viridiplantae; Chlorophyta; Trebouxiophyceae; Coccomyxaceae
Exons: 5
Coding region: 292-1179 (295 amino acids)
Molecular function (GO): ubiquitin binding
Source: RefSeq, a predicted model, not a curated record
AGAAUUUGUAGAAGAUAAGGCCUUCGUUACUUCCAGUGGAGCCUCGCCAGCCUUUCGGGUGGACGAGCUCAGACACUCGCUGAGCCUAAAGGGGCAGCGUUGAGACUCAAUCCGCUCUGCAAGCUGAGAGGCGUGCUUGCUAUUGAACCCUGCGAUAGUGUCAUUGAUAAUUUCGGUGACUUACUAUAAGAGAGCGAGACUCUAGCUCGGGGACUAGUCAGGUUUUUCCUAGUGUUUAUCUCUCAAUACGAGGCCCAGGCCUUCAGGGCUCGCGCCGCUGGAGCGCCACUGAUGUCGCUCGCGGCCGAGCGAAGCCACUCGCCGAACCACUUCGGGAAUAAGCGCCUUUUUGAGCGGACUGACGCAACAGAGCAUCUGUUGACAACUGACAAUCGCAGCAAGCGUUUCAGGAGGAGGAGCAGCAGCUCCUCUGAUUUAGGUGCUUCACCUCAGAAAGGAGGAGCCACUGACAGAGCCUCCACGCUUGCUGCACUGCGUGGUCUCUUUCCUGAUAUGGAAGAGAAGGUCCUGGCAGACAUCUUGGACAACUGCGGAGAGAACAUAGAUGCGGCUAUAAAAAGGCUGGGCCAGUUGCAGCUGACAGCCCGAUGCGUGGCAGAUGUCCAGAAAGGCAUCCGCACAGCUACGCCUGCAGCCCAAGAACCAAGCCAGGACUCAACCCCUGGAACCGACACAGCAGGUGCGGCUGAUGGAGAUAGCCAUGCAUCAGUCAGCCCGGCGCCAGAACAGGCGGAGGGCCCUCGCACGCCAGCGGACUGGGUGGAAGCGCUGGUGCAGCAGAUGGCCGGCGCUAAGGAUGUGGCUGAUGCGCGAGAACGGGCGUCACAGGUCCUCCAAGCAUUCGAGCAGGCCGUGCUUCAGCAGGCUGCUAGAUCACAGGAUGCUCCAGAUGUGGCUGCCCUGCGCAACCACCUGAACGAGCUGUCCCGGGACAACCACAUCCUGAAGCGAGCAGUGGCCAUCCAGAACUCGCGCAUGCAGGAGGCGUGUGGCGCAAAGGACGCUGAGCUGGCGAGUCUGCGCUCUGCACUGGCGCAGUAUGAGCAGAAAAUUCGCACGCUGGAGCUUUCCAACUACUCCCUCUCCAUGCACCUCCGUCAGGCGACAGAGACCGGCCGCGGCUUUGACAAUGGCCAGCGACCGCCUGAUGUAUACUAG